AUGGAAUCACUUGAAUCAGACUUAAACAAGCUCAAAAUUUCCUCAAAAUCUGCACCAAUAACUCUGGAAAGCGAGUUGAUACUCGGCGAACAAAUUAUACAAAAGAUUCAGCAACGCAAAAAUAGAGAAAAAAAUAUCGUGCUUGUCAGCUUACCUGAACAAAUUGCGUCUACUCCUGAAGACAGAUUGUCAAAAGACGAAGCUGAGGUAUUCAAAACUAUAUCCUCGAUUUUUCCCGUCAAUAGCUGA
Parnassius apollo (apollo) is the source of this 249-nucleotide messenger RNA. The record is from the annotation of a GenBank genome assembly. NCBI's taxonomy places the organism in Eukaryota, Metazoa, Arthropoda, Insecta, Lepidoptera, Papilionidae.